This is a messenger RNA of Cynoglossus semilaevis (tongue sole), 3293 nucleotides long. RefSeq names its product double-stranded RNA-specific adenosine deaminase-like. Gene Ontology annotation, biological process: positive regulation of type I interferon-mediated signaling pathway. The transcript has 4 exons. The record is from RefSeq and is a predicted model, not a curated record. Gene Ontology annotation, molecular function: DNA binding; RNA binding; double-stranded RNA adenosine deaminase activity. Bases 1284 to 3293 code for a protein of 669 amino acids. NCBI's taxonomy places the organism in Eukaryota, Metazoa, Chordata, Actinopteri, Pleuronectiformes, Cynoglossidae.
AAAAAAAAAAAAAGGAAAAGUAGGAACAUUUUAAUUUAAUUUCUCGUUUUGAAGUGUUAAUUAUAUUGUGGUUUAUGGUGUAUAUAUAGUUGUUUAUAGUUUACAUUUUUAUUAUUUUAUCUGAAAACCUAGUGGCAGUGACGGAACAUACGAAUCAACAAAUGUCUUUAUUCCCGUAGUGCAGAACACCAGGUGCGCUUUAUUUGCCGGGUCAAACCACACCGUUCCUGAUUAUUAUUAAUAAAAAUGAUAAUAACAAUAUAUUCUUCGUGAAUAAAGAAUCAACUUUUACGUAGACAAAAACCUCAUUACAUUAAUUUUUCAUCAUUUUGUUGACAAAGCUGCGGGAAAGGCAUCAUCGUAGCAGCGCUACAAAAUGACAUUGACUGUAAUAAAAGAAAACUGCUCUCCUUCACUUUUUGAGCUUUUUUAUGAUUAAAUAGAACAAUUUAAUGUAUUCAUAAACGUGCCGGUGUCUACAGUCUACAACAAAAUGUAAUAUUAUCGAUGUCAUUCCAUUGGAAAAGCAUUGCCACCAGCCUCGGGUUUAUCCCUGAAAAAGAGAAGAAAACGAAGUGUCCUUCCGUCCAGACGUGUAGACGCAACACACGUCCUCGAGGAUGUCCUUCCCGCUGGAGCAACGGCGACCUCUGUAUCCACACGAUGGGUGGAUGGUCCACACUGUGAAACUAUCACUUUCAUUUUGAAAGCCCUGCUCGUGUGAAGUUGUGCGUCACUUAGCCCGCCCUUGGUGCUCGAAUCAAGGUCACGUGACCACAAUAGAUCCAUAUCCACUUCUCAGGAAAAGGAAACACAUUUCACAUUUGUUGUUUUGUGUUCGAUUUUCUAGGCGAUUCUUGUUUGCACGUUUGCAUCACCGUACGACGUAAUGCAAAGAAACUUGCUGUUACGUCAUAGCACCGUAAACUCUUUGUAACUGCUGAAGUUGCUUUCUUGAACGUGGUCUAUUCAAGGCGGAAGACGCUGCACGCUGGAAUACAAUUGUUCUCUGCUUUUUUUAAAAAAAAACACUACAAACGGUUUGGAUAUUUACGCAAAAAUGUUACGGUUAUUUAAGUUUUUUAUUCUUCCAAACACCGGAGAACCGUUGAUAACAGUUCCCACCGCUGACUCUGGUUUGUUGUUGAUGAAGGUGCUGUGUGCAGCUGGCCUGCCCUGACGUUCUCCCAGGGUAAGCUGUUUUUUUCUUCGUAGAGGACGUACACGCUGACGGAAGCUGCACAGGCAGCUGCACUGGCCCCCUCCCAUUCAACCCCUGCGAUAUGAGCAGAGGUAGAGGAGGGCCUUCAAAGGAACCCUACCACAGGUACCCUCAACCUAACAUCCAGGCCAAGGAGACUUACAGGCCUGCUCCGACCUCACACUUUGCUCGAGGUGGCCUACAGCAGUUCCCAUAUUUAAGUUGCUACAACAGCCUGGUCCCUCCUGUAGGAUACUCCUCGCACCCAGCUUCCCCUGGUGUCCCCGUCGCCCCGCCUGUUCUCAACCACAAUAGACCCGAUUCCAAAUCUGUGGGUUUCAACAAUUCAGAUCAGAGUCCCCGUCCCAGUCCUGUGUCUAAUUCUUUUCAGGUCCAACAGGCAGAGUUUCUGCGGGGACACUUGUCUGAUGCCCCGAAUUUCAGAACAGGUCUGAGAGGAGGAAGAGGGGCGAGUGUCCCCAGCAGGUCCCCCAGUUCUUCAUAUCAGUCCCAGUCAAGAUACACCAGAUAUCCAAACUCCAACACCGGCUCCAGGAAUAGAUGUGGCUUCAGUCAAGAUCAGCGUACUGCUUUCUCCCCCAGUGGUGAACCUCCACGAGGCACUCAAGUCCACGGUCACCGGGACGUGAACCAUUUACAUGGUCAAAGCAACAGGCAGUACUCCAAAAGGCCGAGGCUCACACAAGGUAACUCUUUGUGUGACAGUUUUCACAGUUUGACCCUGAGUCAGAACAGGCUCAACAAAGAAGAAACAAGAGCUGGGAGACAAUCCAGCAGAUCAUCUUUUUCAGGCGCAAAGAAGGUUACCAUCAUCCUAACACCAGCCCACCAGGAGGAGGUGCACAGAGCAUUGGCUGCUUUGGAACCAGGUGAGAGCAUCUCUGCAAAGGCUUUGGCCAAAAAGCUGCGUCUUCCCAAAAAGAUAGUCAACAAGGCACUCUACGCCUUAGAACGCUCAGCAAAAGCCUCUAAACAAGGAAUCCUCCCCCCUGAAUGGACAGUCUACAGGGAACCUGUUGGAUGUCCAGCCAACUCUGAAGUGAGAAGUCCAGAAUCACAUCAGGAAGUCGCUGGAAAUUCCAAGGCUGAGGUUAAAGUUACAACAGGGGAGAAUAACGGCACAGAGCAGGUCAAAGACGAGGACUCUGACACAGAUUCCACUUCUUCCUACUGCUCUUCUUCGUCGGUGGAAUUCAAAGUGUUCCAGUCUCUUGCACAAGGUCACGGUCAAGAGAGGAAACCUCCCUGCACGGCUGUCUUCACCAGGCAGACGCCACAGCCUUCCACGAUGUCGGACCAAAAGGAACAGAUUUUGCAUUUCCUCUGCGGUUCAGGGGAGGCCACUGCGCUCGUCAUAGCCAAGAAUCUGGGGCUUAAAAAUGCCAAGCACGUCAAUCCGACGUUGUACGCUCUGGAAAAGCAAGGUCAAGUCAGUAAGAACCACGAUGUCACGCCGCACACGUGGGAGCUCUCCACUCACUGCAGAGAAAGAAUGGAGAGGAGCCUCAAAGCAGCGCAGGCCAACCAGGCUGACAUGUGUCGGAUGGAUGUGGCGGUUUCACGAGAGACGCCACAGUCUUCACCGCUAACACUCAUGACGGAUUCUGAAUUGAACACCUUUCCGCUGAAUUGGAAGCCAAAGCCAAGUCACAGCAAAGCAGCAGGGGAAGGAGAUUCCUCCUCCCAGUUCAGGUCACAACACGUCAAAGGCAACGACACAGAGUGGGCCUCUGAUAAUAUUCCUCUGUACCUCAACACCAUUCGCAGAGAGACCGAGGCCGUGAAACAGGCAGCACAGAAUGCCAACUCUGUGGGAACAGUCGCCGUGUCGGUGGCCGCACCGCCGCCGCAGAACCUGCGGGCCAAGUUAGAGGAAGUGAGGCUGAAGAACCCGGUCAGUGGCCUCAUGGAGUACGCCCAAUUUCUGGGCCAGAACUGUGAGUUUCAGCUGCUCGACCAGUCAGGACCGGCCCAUGACCCAAGGUUGGUUUUACAGUUAUUAAGAAUUCAGGAAACACAAGAUGAUGUGUGCUGUGUGCAGCUGGCCUGCCCUGACGUUCUCCCAGGGUAA